AAGGGCUGUCUCAGGAGCUUCCCUGCUUCUCUCCCCUCCCUGCUCAGGAGAUGAACCUUUUCUGAGGUGUUGGCUCUGCUCUGCUCAUCCUUCUGAGAAGCCUCACUGUGCUGACAUCCCAGCAUCUUCUCCACUGGACCUUGUCACAGUUCUGAGAGUGUCCCAUUCUCCGCUGGCAUGAAAACUUCCUCAAAGGAAGAAACACCUCGGCUCACCCAUGUGGAAAGCAUGAUGUUCAAGCUCUGAGCAGGCCCCUGAACUCAGGCAGCUGUGUCCUGUCUAGUGCCCGCCAUCUGGAUGGCAACAUAGCUGAAGCUGAAAAGGACACUAGCGCUGACUGAGGCUGGUGGAGCCAACCCGUGAGGUGCCAACUCAGAUCUGCUCACCAGUUGUUAGGCAGACUCAGGCUAUCUGUGCUGCAUGCGACCAGAGGCUGAUGCCCUUCCAGACACUCUUGGUUGUGCAGUAGCAGGGUUCAGGGAAUUUGCCCAGGCUGGUAUACCUGUCUCUCCUGGAUGCCGAGAUUUGAGACCCAGAAAUCUCCCAUGGCUCCUAUUCACAUCCGCCAGUAUCAGGACAGUGACUAUAAAAGUGUCCUGGAUUUGUUCAUAAGCGGCAUGGAAGAGCACAUCCCUGCCACCUUCCGCCACCUGCUGACGCUGCCCCGGACCCUCCUGCUUUUACUUGGGUUGCCGCUUGCCCUGGUCCUCAUGUCUGGCUCCUGGCUGCUAGCUGCUAUGAGCAUCUUCUUUGUGCUCCUUCUGCUGAAGCUCCUUGCCAGACAGCCCUGGAAGGAGUAUGUCGCCAAGUGUUUGCACACAGACAUGGCUGACAUCACCAAGUCCUACAUGAAUGCCUGUGGCUCCUUUUGGGUGGCUAAGUCUGGGGGACAGGUGGUGGGUAUUGUGGGCUGUCUACCAGUCAAGGAUUCCCCAUUAGGGAGGAAGCAGCUGGAGCUCUUUCACCUCUCUGUGUCCUCACAGCAUCGAGGUCAGGGGAUUGCGAAAGCACUGAUCAGAACUGUCCUCCAGUUUGCACGGGAUCAGGGCUACAAUGACGUUGUCCUUGAAACCAGCGUCUUGCAGCAAGGUGCUGAGGCCCUCUAUGUGAACAUGGGCUUCCAGAGGACAGGACAGUACUUCAUGAGUGUGUUUUGGAGAUUUGUGGAUAUUCUUACAAUUCAAUUAAAGCAUCCCCUGCCUUCUGCCUAAGAAGUGGCGCUGAGACCUAUGGUCCUGUGCAGGAAGCAGGUCCCCUCCACUUUGCAGGAACCAGUGAACCCUGUCUUGUCAGCGUAGUGAACAAUAAAAGCUCCUUGCUG
Chionomys nivalis (European snow vole) is the source of this 1321-nucleotide messenger RNA. Its product is annotated as probable N-acetyltransferase CML1. Gene Ontology annotation, molecular function: N-acetyltransferase activity. Lineage: Eukaryota; Metazoa; Chordata; Mammalia; Rodentia; Cricetidae. The coding region runs from base 516 to 1211 and encodes 231 amino acids. The record is from RefSeq and is a predicted model, not a curated record. The transcript has 4 exons.